CCCUAGCACCCCUUGUCCCUCCCCUCGUAAACUCCGAAACCAAAACCCACCAACCCCACGGACGCUUUUAUUUCUCAAUUGCCAUCACAUUCCAUCACUACCCUCUCUACUUCUUCACUGCACUUCAUUUCAUAACCCUUUUCUUGAUCUUGAUCUAUCUUCAAAUCCAUGGCUAUUUCCCAAGAUUCAGCCAUUUUCUGCCGCCAGAUCAUCGCCAAGAACCCGGCCGUCGAUUUCAAGAGCCGGUUUUCUCGCUCUCCUGUUAGUCCCAUCAGAUUCUGCUUCAACGUAGAGAAAUUCAAGGGUAGCGACAAGUUCAAGAUUGGAGUCAUGGCAGGGGUUGAAGUGGUGGGCGCGAAGAGCGCCGCGAGUUUGAGCCCCAGUUCUAAUUUAGGCCUUGAUGUGGUGACCGACAGGGAGCCGAGGGAAAAGGGUUUCUUGGGAUUGAGGAAGACGAAGCUCGUGUGCACGAUCGGGCCGGCGUGCUGCUCUGAGGAGGAUUUGGAGAGGUUGGCACUGGGAGGGAUGAAUGUUGCUAGGUUUAAUAUGGGUCAUAACACGAGGGAGUGGCACCGGGAGGUGAUUCGGAAGGUUAAGAGGUUGAAUGAGGAGAAAGGGUUUUGUGUUUCAGUUAUGAUUGAUACUGAAGGUAGUCAGCUUGAGGUUGAUCAUGGGGAGCCCUCCUCUGUCAAAGCAGAGGAAGGCUCUAUCUGGUACUUUACUUCUAAGAAAUUUCGGGGUUGUCGUCCAUUCAUUGUUCAAGCAAACUGUGAAGGCUUCUCUGAAGGUGUCAGGUUGGGAGAUGAACUUGUUGUUGAUGGAGGAAUGGCAAGCUUUAAAAUCUUAGAUAAGAUUGGGGAGGCUUUACGGUGUAAGUGCACGGAUCCUGGUUUACUCCUGCCCCGAGCCAAAGUGAGCUUUUGGAGAGAUGGAAGGCUUGUUGAGAAAAAUUAUGAGCUCCCCACUCUAUCAGUCAAGGAUUGGUUUGACAUCGAUUUUGGCAUUUCUGAAGGAGUCGAUAUGAUUGCCUUGUCAUUUGUAAAUGAUGCUGAUGCUGUCAACCAGUUGAAGAACUAUCUCUCAUCCACAUCAUCCAAAUCCAUUAGAGUUCUAGCAAAGAUAGAGAGCUCAAAGUCUCUCCAGAAACUGGAAGAAAUUGUAGAGGCUUCUGACGGAAUAAUGGUGGCAAGACGUGAUCUUGGGGUUGAAAUUCCACUUGAGCAUAUACCAGCACUGCAACAGAAAAUAACUCAAGUUUGCAGGCAGCUUAACAAGCCAGUGAUCAUAGCUUCUGAACUUCUGGAGUCGAUGAUUGAAUAUCCUACUCCGACGCGUGCUGAGGUUGCAGAUGUUUCUGAAGCAGUUCGGCAAUUUGCUGAUGCCCUGAUGUUGUCUGGUGAGUCAGCAAUUGGAUCUUUUGGACAGAAGGCUCUUUCUGUUUUGCACACAACCAGCAGUAGGAUGGAGCUAUGGAGUCGUGAGAAGAACCAACACAAUGGUCUCCAUCAGCGUCAACUUGGACUUUCUCUAGCCGAAAAGAUUGCUGAGCAGAUUUGUAAUUGUGCAGUGGAAAUGGCUAACAACCUCAGCGUGCAAGCUAUCUUUGUGUACACAAGGCAAGGACAUAUGGCAUCCCUCCUCUCACGCAACCGUCCCUGCCCUCCCAUAGUUGCAUUCACAAAUGAUGCAAGCACCCGGAUGGCUCUGAAUUUGCAGUGGGGAGUUAUGCCCUUUCUAGUUGAUUUAUCAGAUGAUGCGGAAGCCGACAUCUCAACAACCAUUGAUCUAAUGAAAACUAAGGGCAUGGUGAAAGAAGGAGAUGCUGUUUUGGUGGUCUCAGAUGUCAUUCCAAGUUCCCAAUCAAAUGUCUCUUUUUCUGAUAAGUUAUUCCAAUCGAAGGUCAUUCCAAGUUGUGCAACUGCAGAUGUAAUCCAAUCAAUCCAGGUGAAAAACAUUGCUUAGGAUGUAAUUUAUUGGAAGUGGAGAUAAUUAUUUAUGUACCUUCUGAAAAUAGCGGCAAAACUAUCCUUUGGACCUGAACAAGUCCCUACGGAAUAAUGCGAUUCUGCACUUUUUUUCCCCUUUUGGGAAAUUUUUUUUCGUUUGAUGACCAUCUGCUUUAGUUGAUAAUGUAAUUUUGUUCUGCUGUAAGCUGGUCCAUAAUCGUUUGUAUUAUACUCAUGGGAUUUUGCUUCCAUUCCUUUGUACUCAAUGCAACUUUAUGCGAGGAAAGGCAAAAAAAAGUUCCAUUUUUGGACAGGAUUCACUUCAAAAA
Molecule: messenger RNA, 2275 nt
Organism: Rhododendron vialii
Lineage: Eukaryota; Viridiplantae; Streptophyta; Magnoliopsida; Ericales; Ericaceae
Product: pyruvate kinase isozyme A, chloroplastic-like
Exons: 7
Coding region: 169-1962 (597 amino acids)
Biological process (GO): glycolytic process
Cellular component (GO): cytoplasm
Molecular function (GO): magnesium ion binding; pyruvate kinase activity; potassium ion binding
Source: RefSeq, a predicted model, not a curated record